Molecule: messenger RNA, 1230 nt
Organism: Sipha flava (yellow sugarcane aphid)
Lineage: Eukaryota; Metazoa; Arthropoda; Insecta; Hemiptera; Aphididae
Product: phytoene desaturase-like
Exons: 3
Coding region: 1-1215 (404 amino acids)
Molecular function (GO): oxidoreductase activity
Source: RefSeq, a predicted model, not a curated record
AUGCCGUUUAAGAUAAUCAUCAUCGGAGCUGGAGUUGGUGGUACGGCUGCAGCUGCUAGGCUAAGCAAAAAAGGAUUUGAAGUAGAAGUAUAUGAAAAAAAUGCAUAUAAUGGUGGAAGAUGUUCAAUAAUAAACCAAAAUGGACAUCGAUUUGAUCAAGGUCCAUCAUUAUACUUGAUGCCGAAAAUUUUCGAAGAAACAUUUGAAGAUUUGGGAGAAGACAUUAAUGACCACAUCGAAUUAUUGAAAUGUCCAUCUAAUUAUAGCGUACAUUUUCACGAUGGAAAACAGUUUGAACUUACCACUGAUUUAGCUAAACUAUCUCGUUCCUUAGAAAGAUAUGAAGGCAGUAACGAAUCUACGUUGAUUAACUUCUUAAAAUUUUUAAAAGAAUCUCACGUGCAUUAUCAGAGAAGCGUUAAGGUUGCACUCAAAACAGAUUUUCAGCAUUGGUAUGACUUUUUCCACCCGAAACAUUUACCAGACGUAAUGCAAUUACAUCUUUUGGAUACCGUUUACAACAGAGCAUGUAAAUAUUUUAAAAGCGAUUACAUGAGAAAAGCUUUCACGUUUCAAACUAUGUACUUAGGGAUGUCGCCGUAUGAUGGAUUAGCUCCUUACAGUUUACUGCAGUACACUGAAAUAGCAGAAGGCAUUUGGUAUCCGAAAGGGGGCUUCAAUAAAGUUGUGCAGUCUCUUGAAAACAUAGCGGUACAACAUGGUGCUAAGUUCAAUUAUAAUAGCGAUGUUCAGGAAAUAAUAGUUGACGAUAAAGGGGUAGCUAAAGGCAUAAAAUUGAGGAACGGUGACGUAGUGAACAGUGACAUUGUGAUUUGUAAUGCAGAUCUCGUUUACGCAUUAAAUAUAUCAAACUUCAAAGAUAUGAUUGAUCAUGAAAUUGUAAAUGAUCCACGAUCAUGGAAAAAUGAAUUUAAUUUAUGGAAAGGAUCUAUACUCGGGCUAUCUCAUUCUUUGUUUCAAGUAUUAUGGUUCAGACCUAGUUUGAAGUGUAAAAUAUUCAAAAAUUUGUAUUUUGUUGGUGCUUCGGUACAGCCCGGUACUGGAGUACCAAUAGUUUUGUGUGGAGCAAAGUUAUUGGAAAAACAGUUAUGUGAUCGGUUCUUCAAGGAUGAAACAAAAAUACAACUGUGGUCAAAACGUAAUUGUUUAUUGAUUAUCCUAGUUCUGCUGGUAUUUUUGUGCCUACUUUUUUAAAUUAAUUAAAACUAA